AAUUCAAUCUCGGUUUUAAUUUCAUGCGAUGUUGUGGACACCAGUAAGAAAUUGAUAAAAAGAAAAAAAACUCGCUAUCUUUUUGACAAAUAUAAUUUCAAAAAUAAUUUUAGGUUUUUUUUAAAAAUACUAAUAUCACAAUCAAUUCCCAUAAUAAAGAUUUCGUCUAAGCGUAAAUCUUAUUAUACAACGUCCCAGCAAACUUCUUCUUAUGUGAUUCCGCCUCCGUCACAUUAACAGCCAUAGGCUACCAUUAAGGACACACAAUACGUCCUCUCCAAUCACAUAUCUGCCGGGAUCCUUCGAGGGGGAAGGUGGUCCCGCUUUUGGCCACCUGCCCCACGACACCUGGUAAACGAUACCUCCUCCCUGCGCAUGCGUAAUAGCCUGCCAAAAAUCCCAACGCUGUCUGGCCUGUCAACCAAUAGUGUCCCAAUCUGUCCAGAGAUAAAGUCAGAGCGGCGUAGAAAGGAGAGGACUGAAGUGGAUUUCAGAGCUGAGCAGCACCGAGUGAAGGAGAAAAACAUGCCGAGGUCUUUCCUGGUGAAGAGUAAACGGGCCCACAGCUACCACCAGCCCCGGUACCUGGACGAUGACUGCGGUAGACUGGACACUAUUCUGGCUCAUGUGUGCGCAGAAACCAAAUCUCAUGCGGAGUUUGAGGCGCAGGAGAAUGUGAGCGCCGGCGCUGACAGGCUGUCCCCCGGGUCCAGGCUGCUGUCCCCGGGGUCGCUGUCCUCCAGCUCCCCGCUGAGCUGCGGAGGCAGCGUGUGUGACCGAAACUCCGACUGUGAUUUCUGGCGCCCACCGUCUCCCUCGUCCUCACCAGAUUCAGAGAAGUGCUCCACUCCAGCAGCAGAGGAAGGCCAUCACUUCAACAUCCCGCUCUUCCCUUACUCCUGGACGGCGUACUCCGGCUCUGAGCUGAGGCAUUUGGUCCAGGGGCCGUAUCAUCGUCAUCUCCAGGGCCACGGGGAGCCUCACUCACCCGUCAGCAUUUACGGUGCAGAGGACAGCGGCGCCGAGCCUCUUUACGCACAGAGAGGCCCGGUGGCCGGAUGUUAUCAGGACUUUUCUUCAGCGGCCCACCAGAUGUGCAGGAUGCGCGAUGGUGACGAACUGUUCGUGGAUGUAAAGCAGAAGCCCCGCGGUGCAGAAAUCAAGUCUGAAAAUGACUUCAUCUGCUCGAACAUGGAGUCAAAUGGAUCCUAUAAGUGUAUUAAAUGUUGCAAGGUGUUCUCCACGCCUCACGGGUUGGAGGUUCAUGUGCGGCGAUCGCACAGCGGGACGCGGCCGUUUGAGUGCGGGAUCUGUGGGAAAACCUUCGGGCACGCAGUGAGCCUGGAUCAGCACAGAGCGGUUCACUCGCAGGAGAGAAGCUUCAGCUGUAAAAUCUGCGGCAAAAGUUUCAAACGCUCCUCCACACUGUCCACGCACCUGCUCAUCCACUCGGAUACGCGGCCUUAUCCGUGCCAGUACUGCGGGAAGAGGUUCCACCAAAAGUCAGACAUGAAAAAACACACUUUCAUCCACACAGGUGAGAAGCCGCACAAGUGUCAGGUGUGCGGGAAGGCCUUCAGUCAGAGCUCCAACCUCAUCACGCACAGCAGGAAACACACAGGCUUCAAACCUUUCGGCUGCGACCUGUGCGGGAAAGGUUUCCAGAGGAAAGUGGACCUGAGGAGACACAAGGAGACGCAACACGGACUUAAAUGAGCACUUUUAAUAAUCUACUCUAUUUAUACGGUCGAGUUUUAUUUUAUUCUGUGUUUGUAUUUGUUGCAUUGACCCACUUCUGUUGAAUGCAGUUAAUUAUUUAG
Messenger RNA from Plectropomus leopardus (leopard coralgrouper), 1820 nucleotides. RefSeq names its product growth factor independent 1A transcription repressor a (gene gfi1aa). The record is from RefSeq and is a predicted model, not a curated record. NCBI's taxonomy places the organism in Eukaryota, Metazoa, Chordata, Actinopteri, Perciformes, Serranidae. Gene Ontology annotation, cellular component: nucleus. Gene Ontology annotation, molecular function: DNA-binding transcription factor activity, RNA polymerase II-specific. Gene Ontology annotation, biological process: regulation of transcription by RNA polymerase II.